This is a messenger RNA of Aureobasidium musti, 801 nucleotides long. The record is from the annotation of a GenBank genome assembly. Lineage: Eukaryota; Fungi; Ascomycota; Dothideomycetes; Dothideales; Saccotheciaceae.
CAGCCGUAUCGAGUCUUCACAUUCAAGUCUUCGACAUCGACACAUGGACUGACGAUAAUGGUCAAACCCGUGUCUAUCCUGGUUACAGGCUUCGGUCCUUUUGAUGAAGCUGGAGCCGGCAACCUCUCAUACUCGAUUGUGACAACGUUACCCAAAUUCCUACCCACGACCCCUUCAAGCCAGGUCUCCGUGCGCAUUGUCGUGCAUCCCUACGAUAUACCCGUCAUAUACAACGAGGUCCGGUCACUCGUACCGCACCUUUACGAUGCUUACAGCCACGACGUCGAUAUUUGGCUGCACUUUGGCAUGCGCCCAGGACAGAACUCGUACUCGAUGGAGCUAGUCAGCCGUCGCGAUGGCUAUGACCGGGACAAAGACAUCACAGGCCACAAGCUCCCAGAGAACGAGUCCGAUACAUUCUUUCGGGGCUGUCCCGAGUCUCUGGGCUCUACGCUUGAUACGCAAGAUGUCUUCAAUCGUUGGCGCUCCAAGCUGCUCGAUGCGCCAGAGAUUUCACCAGAGCUUGGUAGUGUGCGCAUCCGCCAAAGUCGCGAACCCGGACAUUUCAUUUGCGACUUCCUCUACUACUCGGUCCUUGCUGAACACUGGAGGAGAAAGAAUGGUGUUGCUGGUGGCCCGCGUCCGCCAGGUUUGCUGCCUGUUAUGUUUUUGAAUGUCCCGACGGAGAACAGCGUUGAACAAUUGCGAAGAGCCAGGCAUGUCACAAUCUGCCUCAUGCAAGCUCUAGCCGAGAGCUGGACGGCGAAAAGAGAUGGAAUGGAAGAUGUGUCGAAAGCAUAA